AUGUUCAACAAUAAAUCAGCAAUUAUUUAUACUUUGAAAAAUCAAAUUUCACAUCUUGCUAUUAUGAUUAAUGAAGAACACGUAUUUGAUCAAAAGAAAGAAUUAUCUCGAAUGGUUUUCACUGAUGUUUUCCAAACAUUUACGAAUCUAGCACAUCUUCAGUUUUAUUUUCAAGAUCAUUAUUCAUAUUUACCAAUCUCAGCUGUAGAUUUGCCAUUAUCAGCAUGCUACUCAUCUCAUAUUGUUUGUUUAAAUAUAAAAAUAUUUGAUUUUGAUGUUUGUUAUUAUCUACUUGAUGGACGUCUUAGCCAAAUUCAUACACUCAUUGUUAAUGUUCAACGAAUUCGACAAACGUCAAUGGUCAACAAAGAUAAGAAAAUUGUUUCAAAUCUCAAAUGUUUUUCAUUAAUUUCACUGAGACGAACAACUGUAUAUGAUAAUCUAAUUGUACCGUUUAUUAGCCAAAUGUUUUAUUUGGAAAAACUCGUAUUAUCACUUAUUGUUUAUAAUCGAAGAACAUUCGUCGAUGGUAAUUCAUUAGUUAAUGAUAUACUUAGUCCAAUGUUAUAUCUACAUACAUUUAUCUUUAAUAUCAUUACUGAUGGUGUUAGAGUACUUGAAGAACUUAUUUCGCCACCUGAUGUUCUAAGUCAUGCUCUCGUCGAAAGAGGAUAUGAUUUAGACUGUUAUACUGACUACAAUCCAUUAAGUAGAGGUCAAUAUCAUAUUUACUCGCUUCCAUUUGUUAUGGAUCGCAUACAUAUACAUUCAAAUAAAUUUCCUAUCGGUUUGUUUUGUACUGUUCGUUAUUUAUACGUACACGAUUUCAUUCAUCCAUUUGAACACGAAUUUUUUCUUCGAAUCUCGCAAUGUUUUCCAUUAUUAAAAGAAUUCGUAGUAUUUAAUCCAAAUCCACAAAAGAAGAAGAUAACAGAAGAGUACCAAAAUGAAAAGACGUUGGUGGUAGCCAAGUUUUCUUAUCUAAUCAGACUUAAUCUUUGUGGAUCAUACAUCGACUAUACAAAACAAUUUCUUUUCGAUUGUAACACAUGUCUACCUUCUCUUCGUACAUUACAUAUUAAUUAUGAACAUUUAGUUAUGGUAACAGAGAAUUUUGCAAAUACUGCUGCUCGUACUAACUGCGCAAACUUAAAACGUCUUAUUUUUGAUUUACAACCAAUGAUAUAUCCAGAAAAUUUUUUUCGUUAUUUUCCUUUAUUAUGA
Molecule: messenger RNA, 1224 nt
Organism: Rotaria sp. Silwood1
Lineage: Eukaryota; Metazoa; Rotifera; Eurotatoria; Philodinida; Philodinidae
Source: the annotation of a GenBank genome assembly